Molecule: messenger RNA, 552 nt
Organism: Rotaria sp. Silwood2
Lineage: Eukaryota; Metazoa; Rotifera; Eurotatoria; Philodinida; Philodinidae
Source: the annotation of a GenBank genome assembly
AUGUACAAAUUAGAUACAAUUUGUCGGCCAACACGUACUAUUCAACCAUUAUCUUAUUCAAUUGAUACAAAUCAAACAUCAUUUGUUGGUAUAAAUGUUGUUGAUUCAGUUGAGUGUGUUAAUUCAACAUAUUCAAUUAAUUUUACAAAUACACAAUGUAGAUGUAUUACAUAUCCAUUUAAUAAUUUAACAUAUUGUCCAUGUACAUCAUUACAAACAUAUGCACCACUUGGACCAUAUUGUCAAGUACUUGGUACAACAUUUAAUGAAAAUGGUGGUGGUUAUGCUGUAUUUGAUGGAGAAUUUGUUUUUAAAUCUGGUUGUAUAAGAAAUGUUUUAUCAAAUGGUUAUUAUCUUGAUAAGAGUAAAGCAUUAGUAUCAGUAAAUUCUUAUUAUGGUCAAAGUUCGUGUACAUUGACAAAUCCAUAUACAACAACAACACGAACAUCAAUAACAACACCAACAACUACAGCUGGACGUGGUGUGUAUUUCGUGACAUUUCGAUUUAUUCAGAAGUUAGUUGCAGUAGUUUUCAUAAUGAACCUAAAUUAA